GCAGGACUGUGACCGGCUUCCCCUCUGCAUUUCCUCCUUCUGACAGUGACCAUGGCGCCGGUGUACAGCAAGUACCUGACCGUUCGCAACUCGUCGGCGGCCGGGGCGGCGCUUGUCCUCCUUUACCUGCUGAGCAAGCGGAGAGCGGCAAGCAGGAAGAAAAGCCACAAGACACCACAGAAUAAUGAGAAAGAUGGAAAAAAGGAAAAAGCCGUGGUGGACAAAGUUUUCUUUGGAAGGAUUGGAAGCAUCCUAAGAAUAUUAGUUCCCAAAACCAUCAGUAAAGAGAGCGGUUAUCUUGCACUUAUAGCUGUAAUGUUGAUUGCUCGGACGUACUGUGAUGUUUGGAUGAUUCAGAAUGGAACUUCAAUUGAAAGUGGAAUCAUAAGCAGAAAUAAAUCUCUAUUUAUGAAGCACUUUUUGCAAUAUAUUUAUGCCAUCCCACUGAUCUCGUUAGUGAAUAACUUCUUGAAGUUUGGUCUCAACGAGCUGAAAUUGUGUUUCAGGGAAAGACUAACAAAGUACCUGUAUGACGAAUACCUGAAAUCUUUUACAUAUUAUAAAAUGGGGAAUUUAGACAACCGAAUUGCAAAUGCAGAUCAACUUCUUACUCAAGAUGUUGAGAAGUUUUGCAACAGCGUCGUGGAUUUGUAUUCUAACCUGAGCAAGCCAUUUUUGGACAUUGUCUUAUACAUCUUCAAGCUGACAAGUGCCAUUGGAGCUCAGGGUCCAGCUAGCAUGAUGGGCUAUUUGCUUAUCUCAGGCCUUUUCCUUACACGACUCAGGAGGCCUAUUGGUAAGAUGACGGUCGCCGAGCAGAGGUAUGAAGGAGAAUACAGAUACGUCAACUCGCGACUUAUUACCAACAGUGAGGAAAUUGCAUUUUACAAUGGAAAUAAAAGGGAAAAGCUAACUAUUUACUCUGCAUUUAGCAAACUGGUGGAGCACUUGCAUAACUUCAUUUUGUUCCGUUUCUCCAUGGGCUUUGUAGAUAGCAUUAUUGCCAAAUAUCUUGCUACUGUGGUCGGUUACCUGGUUGUCAGCCGUCCGUUCCUCACUGUGAAUCACCCACGGCAUCUGAACAGCACACAUGCAGAACUCUUGGAGGAUUACUACCAAAGUGGACGAAUGUUGCUGAGGAUGUCACAGGCUCUGGGUAGAAUUGUACUGGCUGGCAGAGAAAUGACAAGAUUAGCCGGUUUCACAGCCAGGAUUACAGAAUUAAUGCAAGUGCUAAAGGAUUUGAAUAAUGGGAAAUAUGAGCGGACUAUGGUUUCUCAAGACAAAGAAAUAGAAGCCGCACUGAGCAGUCCCUUGAUACCUGGAAGUGGAAAAAUUAUCAAUGCUGAUCACAUAAUUAAGUUUGAUCAUGUUCCCCUAGCAACGCCAAAUGGAGAUGUUCUCAUUAAAGACCUCAAUUUUGAGGUAAGGUCUGGUGCAAACGUUCUUAUCUGUGGGCCAAAUGGAUGCGGAAAGAGUUCCCUUUUCCGCGUCUUGGGAGAGUUAUGGCCCCUCUUUGGUGGGUCGCUAACGAAACCUGAAAGAGGAAAACUGUUUUACGUACCGCAGAGACCCUAUAUGACACUGGGAACAUUACGAGACCAAGUCAUCUAUCCUGACACACAAGAGGACCAGAAACGCAAAGGAAUACCUGAUAAGGUACUAAAGGAUUACCUUGACAAUGUCCAGCUUGGUCAGAUUCUGGAUCGAGAAGGAGGCUGGGAUAGUGUCCAGGAUUGGAUGGAUGUACUCAGCGGUGGAGAAAAACAGAGGAUGGCGAUGGCAAGGUUGUUUUACCACAAGCCGCAGUUUGCUAUUUUGGAUGAGUGCACAAGUGCGGUUAGUGUGGAUGUCGAAGGGUUCAUUUACAGCCAUUGUAGGAAGGUUGGAAUAACGCUGUUUACAGUCUCCCACAGAAAAUCCCUUUGGAAGCACCAUGAGUGGAAUGUGCACAAUGUCUGUGCAUGCCCCAUGCAACAGCAUUCAAACCCCACGACUGCACCGUAUGUGAAUGAGACAUUGCUGACACCGUACAAGGCGCCACUUACUCUCUGA
Molecule: messenger RNA, 2055 nt
Organism: Bombina bombina (fire-bellied toad)
Lineage: Eukaryota; Metazoa; Chordata; Amphibia; Anura; Bombinatoridae
Gene: ABCD3
Product: ATP binding cassette subfamily D member 3
Exons: 23
Coding region: 52-2055 (667 amino acids)
Biological process (GO): long-chain fatty acid import into peroxisome; fatty acid beta-oxidation; peroxisome organization
Cellular component (GO): peroxisomal membrane; peroxisome
Molecular function (GO): ATP binding; ATP hydrolysis activity; long-chain fatty acid transmembrane transporter activity
Source: RefSeq, a predicted model, not a curated record